CCUCCGGAAUCCGGGAAACGCCAACAAGUAGUUUCUCGUCGGAGACGUGCGGCUCAGCUGGGCGCCAAGACUCAGUCCAGCUGCCCCGAGCACCUCGUCCACUCGGAAACCAAAGCAGAACCACUUUUCCUUCGGUCUCGUUAAGUCAUGUCUGAGCCACAGAGAUGGGCAAGAUCGAGAACAACGAGAGGGUGAUCCUCAAUGUCGGGGGCACCCGGCACGAAACCUACCGCAGCACCCUCAAGACCCUGCCCGGGACGCGCCUGGCCCUGCUCGCCGCCUCCGAGCCCCCGGGCGACUGCCUGACCGCAGGGGGCGACAAACUACAGCCCUUGCCCCCUCCGCUCUCGCCGCCGCCGCGACCACCUCCACUGUCCCCCGGCCCCGGCGGCUGCCUGGAGGGCGGCGCGGGCAACUGCAGCUCCCGCGUGGGCAGCGGCGGCGACCACCACCCCGGGGGCGGCCGCGAGUUCUUCUUCGACCGGCACCCGGGCGUCUUCGCCUAUGUGCUCAAUUACUACCGCACGGGCAAGCUGCACUGCCCCGCCGACGUGUGCGGGCCGCUCUUCGAGGAGGAGCUGGCCUUCUGGGGCAUCGAUGAGACCGACGUGGAGCCCUGCUGCUGGAUGACCUACCGGCAGCACCGCGACGCCGAGGAGGCGCUCGACAUCUUCGAGACCCCCGACCUCAUCGGAGGAGACCCCGGCGACGACGAGGACCUGGCGGCCAAGAGGCUGGGCAUCGAAGACACGGCGGGGCUCGGGGGCGCCGACGGCAAGUCCGGCCGCUGGAGGAGGCUGCAGCCCCGCAUGUGGGCCCUCUUCGAGGACCCUUACUCCUCCAGAGCCGCCAGGUUUAUUGCUUUUGCUUCUUUAUUCUUCAUCCUGGUUUCAAUCACAACCUUUUGCCUGGAGACACAUGAAGCUUUCAAUAUUGUUAAGAACAAGACAGAACCAGUCAUCAAUGGCUCAAAUGUCAUUCUACAGUAUGAAAUUGAAACGGAUCCUGCCUUGACAUACAUAGAAGGAGUAUGUGUGGUGUGGUUCACUUUUGAAUUUUUAGUUCGUAUUGUUUUUUCACCCAAUAAACUUGAAUUCAUCAAAAAUCUUUUGAAUAUCAUUGACUUUGUGGCCAUCCUACCAUUCUACUUAGAGGUGGGACUCAGUGGGCUGUCAUCCAAAGCUGCUAAAGAUGUGCUUGGCUUCCUCAGGGUUGUAAGGUUUGUGAGAAUCCUGAGAAUCUUCAAGCUCACGCGUCAUUUUGUAGGUCUGAGGGUGCUUGGACAUACUCUGCGAGCUAGCACGAAUGAAUUUUUGCUGCUGAUAAUCUUUUUGGCCCUAGGAGUUUUGAUAUUUGCUACUAUGAUCUACUAUGCUGAGAGAGUAGGAGCACAACCUAAUGACCCUUCAGCUAGUGAGCACACGCAAUUCAAAAACAUUCCCAUUGGGUUCUGGUGGGCUGUGGUCACCAUGACUACCCUGGGAUAUGGGGAUAUGUAUCCCCAAACAUGGUCAGGGAUGCUGGUGGGAGCCCUAUGUGCUCUGGCUGGAGUACUGACAAUAGCCAUGCCGGUGCCUGUCAUUGUCAACAAUUUUGGAAUGUACUACUCCUUGGCAAUGGCGAAGCAGAAACUACCAAGGAAAAGAAAGAAGCACAUCCCUCCUGCUCCUCAAGCAAGCUCACCUACUUUUUGCAAGACAGAAUUAAACAUGGCCUGCAAUAGCACACAGGGUGACACAUGUCUGGGCAAAGACAAUCGACUUCUGGAACAUAACAGAUCAGUGUUAUCAGGUGACGACAGUACAGGAAGUGAGCCGCCAUUAUCACCCCCAGAAAGGCUCCCCAUCAGACGCUCUAGUACCAGAGACAAAAACAGAAGAGGGGAAACAUGUUUCCUACUGACGACAGGUGAUUACACGUGUGCUUCUGAUGGAGGGAUCAGGAAAGGAUAUGAAAAAUCCCGAAGCCUAAACAACAUAGCGGGCUUGGCAGGCAAUGCUCUGAGGCUCUCUCCAGUAACAUCACCUUACAACUCUCCUUGUCCUCUGAGGCGCUCUCGAUCUCCCAUCCCAUCUAUUUUGUAA
This is a messenger RNA of Lepus europaeus (European hare), 2084 nucleotides long. It is a transcript of the gene KCNC2, whose product is annotated as potassium voltage-gated channel subfamily C member 2. Gene Ontology annotation, molecular function: protein binding; delayed rectifier potassium channel activity. Lineage: Eukaryota; Metazoa; Chordata; Mammalia; Lagomorpha; Leporidae. The record is from RefSeq and is a predicted model, not a curated record. Bases 165 to 2084 code for a protein of 639 amino acids. Gene Ontology annotation, cellular component: voltage-gated potassium channel complex; neuronal cell body membrane; dendrite membrane. The transcript has 5 exons. Gene Ontology annotation, biological process: protein homooligomerization; potassium ion transmembrane transport.